AGUUCUGCUUAAGCCAACUUGUGGGCCAUUUUUACCAGUCACAAUGUUUGCAUCAAGGGCAGUUGAGCUCAUCAAGGAUUUACAACGCUCUGACACCAUGCCACCGUUCAAUGAAGAUGGAAUCCGUCAAGUACUUGAUGAGAUGAAGGCUUUAUAUGAAGAGAAUCAUCGAGAUGUGAAUGCUACUGUUGCUGGAAGUGCUGAUCACUUCAAUGCUGUGCACUUGAGACAUUCAGCCUUGGAAAGAAGCAAGAGGUGUCUCCUUGCAUAUUUGUUUACUCGUUUGAAAUGUCUAAGAGACAUGAGAUGGGAUUUUGGAAGCAUCUUGCCUUCAGAGAUUCGAUUCUAUCUUUGUGAACCAGAGGUGAUUUGCAUGCUUAUAUCUGUGAAGUUGGAAGUUCAGUGGUUUCAAGCCUAUAGUAAAUCCCUUGGAAUGUACAUGCACUCCAUAGGAAGACAAGGCUUGGAUCUUACUCAGAAUCUUCAGCCUCCAAAGUCUCUUUACAUUGAGGUAAGAUGUUUAGAGGAUUAUGGAGAAAUAGAGACUGAUGAUGGAGACUUCCUUGUUUUGAGGAAAAAUUCAACUCAUUUUCUGCCAAGAGGACAAGCUGAACCUCUCAUUCGCCAAGGCAUUCUUGAACACAUCUCAUAAUGAAGGUCUUGUGUAUGGUGUGGACCCUCCUUGUAUUUCUGCAAGAUAGGGAUUAGGUAAGAUGGGUGAAUUUUGUUUGUGAAGGAUUCAAGGAAUAUAGGUGUUCUCAAAACAUGACCUUAAAAUUUUCCUUGUAGAAAUCUUGUAAUCCUCAUGCAUGUGGAGGGAUCUGAAUAUCAUCAGUGCUUCCAGAGCUGCUUCAAUGGAUCUUGUUACUUCCUGCAUACAGGAGGCAUCAUUCUUUCUAAUAAAAAAAAAGGCCC
This is a messenger RNA of Darwinula stevensoni, 915 nucleotides long. The record is from the annotation of a GenBank genome assembly. NCBI's taxonomy places the organism in Eukaryota, Metazoa, Arthropoda, Ostracoda, Podocopida, Darwinulidae.